Molecule: messenger RNA, 1100 nt
Organism: Brassica oleracea var. oleracea
Lineage: Eukaryota; Viridiplantae; Streptophyta; Magnoliopsida; Brassicales; Brassicaceae
Exons: 5
Coding region: 277-810 (177 amino acids)
Source: RefSeq, a predicted model, not a curated record
AUUAUGAGAAGCCUACUAUGCUUAUAUGUUUCUUCUUCCUCUUCACGAUUGCGACGGCCGACGAAAUUUUCAGAACUAAAGCGCCUUUCCAUCUCUCCAGUAACGUCUCAACCUUUCUUUAAUCCGUUCUUAACUCCUCCGAGUUUUAACGUGAUUAGCCCACUCCUCCCACUGAGAAGCAUUCAAUCGACCCCUUCGUAUCCCCGUAACUGGCUGAAUCUUCGGAUAUAAAUCUUUACUCUCAAGGAUGGACAUCACAAGUCAAACGAUAUCCUGAUGAAAAGCCACGCUUAUGCAAGGAUCUGUUUCUGUGCUUCGACAACUCAGGUUACGAGAACGUCUCACCUAAGGCUCUGUCUACAGGCUAAGCGGAUUCGAUGUGACACGCAGCAACCCCAAAUUUGGUUAUCGGAUGUGCCCCUCUCCAUACGGUUCAAUGAAAGAACUUCUUUUGAAAAGCUACCAACGACCGUUAGGACCAUACCUACGGAAAUGUUCCGAUUCCGACCAUACGACCAGUUAGUUGAGCUAGCUAACACCGGCAAACAACUCCCUGACAAAAUGGGGGAGCUUAGUGCAAUUAGGAGCACAAUAACCGACCGUAUACCAAAGGCACAACGUGUAAUGCUAACUUUGUGUCUUGAAAGGGAUGCAAACUUUUGUGUAAGAUUGUUUGACUCUUUGGCUCUUGCAUUCCAUAGCAAAUUCGAUAGCUAUGGGAGAGAGCCAAGAAUUAUUCUUGUCACCAGUGUCAAUCCUAAAAUAGUUGCGGCAGGAAGGUGCACAUGUUCCUCAACCAGCGGUUCCUGAAGCUGUGGCACUGGGAUCAGAUGCCAGCAAUGCAAUAACUUGCAAUGUUGCAGACCAAGCCACUACAGCUGAUGAUUCACUUCCCGGACGUUUACCAAGAGAGAAAGAACAAGUUCCUCUGGAAGAGAAUGCCCCGAAGAAAGCACGUGUGGAAUGAGUCCUUGUUGGAACCUAAACAACCACGAUUUGUCAGAUUUCUCUUUUUUUUUCAAAAAAACACAAUAAUGUGUCUGUUGUUAUUUGUUUUAUCAAUGUAAAUCUUUUUACCAGUAAACAUCCACAUGUCUUUG